CGACGAUCUCCCGCCGAUUCAUUCAUGGUCUGUCUGUCUGACAGACAGUGUUCAUCGCUGUGUGGAGGCAGCGAGGUGAUCUGAUCUGUGUGAGUGGUUGGGUCUGACAAUGAAGAAGCGGAGAAGGCGGACGUCACUGAAGGCACCUGCAGCCUGUCUGCCUGUAGGCACACGCCCACGAUGCACACGGACCACAUGGGUACUAUGCAGAUCUGGCCAGGCACUCAUUGUUUUCGUUGCGGUGUCCUUCUGUCUGUCUGUGUCUGUGUGUGUGUGUGUUUGCUCUUGCAGAUCUUCAUCUCUGCAGCUCUUGCGUGGUACGGUACGCGUGAGCGAGCAGCUCUCCCACACACAAACACACACACACACACACAGGUACUUACAUCAGCUCUGUGCUUCUGACAUCAACGAUGUAGGCUACUGUCGGCUGCAAGCGCCUUUCGACUGGCACCAUCAUUGCUGAGGAGGCACACGAGAAGUGGUCGGCCUCUGAGUGCGUCGUCGAUAGCUCAGACCACCAAGGGCAUCAGGGACGGCACUCUCACCGUAGAAGAGGUACCUAUGGACAGACAGAGAGACAGACGUGACCAACAGAGAAACGAUGCGCGUGUGUGCAGGUGGUGCGUGACACAUUGAGGCGGGUUGAGGCGUCUGAUGUGCACGGCUGGUGCAGUGUCGACGGUGCGUGAGGCCUCACUAAUCCACAUACGAGUGGAGGCAUCCAUCUGUGUGUGUGUGUGCAGGAGAGAGUGCUCUGUCGCGGGCGAGGGAGCUGGACAAAGGCAGGGCCAACGAAGGCGGUACGUACGUCAACACACAUACACUCACACACAGACGGUGGACACACUGUGUGUGUAGAUCUGCCCCCGUUGUAUGGUCUGCCCAUCGCUGUCAAGGACACCAUCUCUGUGCGGGACAUGCCCUGCACUGGAGGUGCGUCGCUCCGUCCACUCAUACGCGCACACACGCCCACGAGCCAUCCACCUGUUGUGUGGUGCGCGCAGGCUCCCGUGUGCUUGAAGGCUAUGUGCCCUCGUUCGACGCGCCCUGUGUUGAGCGACUGAAGGUCCGUAGACGACGUCCAUGCGCAGAGACGCCGACACACACAGACAUCAUCCACACACUUACAAUCAAUCAGGCUGCUGGUGCUGUGGUGAUUGGCAAGACCAACUGCGACGAGUUCGCCAUGGGCAGCACCACCGAGACCAGCUUCUUCGAGUACACACAAUAGAUAGCACGAUGGAUGUCACACGAACACACGAACACGCAAACACACAGAGAUGCAGACAGACAUUCAGACGCGCCUGGAUGGAUUGAGUGGCUUGCAGGCAGACGGUGAACCCCUUCGACCUCUCCCGCACACCCGGCGGCAGCUCCGGCGGGUCAGUCGACACACACAACUUGGGUGCUUGUGCAUACCUACCAGACAUUCCUCUCUCUCCCUCUGUGUGUGUGUGUGUGGUGUGCAGUUCGUCAGCAGUGGUGAGCAAUGGCGAGGUGCCUGCAGCACUGGGGAGCGACACCGGAGGCUCCAUACGGUCGGUACCCACUAACCUAACAACACGCAUGUACACACACACUCACAUAGGUACCGUGUGUGUGUGCCGUGUGUGUGUGUUGGUCACGUCACAUCAGUCAGCCAGCGAGUUGGUGUGGGGUCGUCGGCCUGAAGCCCACAUACGGACGGGUGGGAUGGAGUGGGUGGCUGGGGCAGCGUACACACCUACAUGGAUGGGAUGGAGGCCGACGCACACACGCGUGUGUACAUGUUGUGUUGUGUGUCUGUGGCAGGUGAGCCGGCGUGGCCUGCUGGCGUAUGGCUCCAGCACCGACUGCAUCGGUCGGUGACUGACACGGACACACUGACGAGUGAGCGCACACACACAUCUCUCCCCUUUGUGUGUCUAGGUCCGAUGUGCACCUCUGUGGAGGACUGCGCCAUACUCCUGGAAGCAAUGGCAGGUCAGUGCUGACACACACACACACACACGUACAAACACACGUCAUGAGUGGAUGGCUGGACGGGAUGGAUGGCUGCAGGCCACGACCCGCUGGAUGUGUCGUCUUUAGACGCGCCCGUCCCCGAGUACGCAAAGCUCGUCGACCAAUUCCUGAACAACAAAGGUACGGAAGCACCUUCACACAUGCACUGUCGAGACUCGCACGGAGGGCGUGUGUUGUGUCUGCUCUUCAUUCAUUGUGUCAUUGUGUGGCUGUGCUGUAGAGUCGCUGAGUGGCCGGCCUUUGUCGAAGAUGCGCAUCGGGCUGCUCAAGGAAACACUCGACGAUGGUGAGCGCCGACAGACAGAUGCACGUGUGUGUGUGUGUGGGUGUGGGUGUCAAUGGGUGUGCAGGGGAGGGGAGGAUGCAGCCGGCCGUCAUGGCCGCCUUCAAGGGUACGUACCGUCUGCAAGAGAGAGUCUGGAUGGAUGGACACACACAUACAAUCGACCAUGCCUCUGUGUCUGUGUGUGUGUGUGUGUGUGCAGACUCUCUGUCGGUCUUCAAGGCCCUCGGCGCAGAGCUGAUCGAAGUCGACAUACCCAACCUUAAAGUCAGCAGCCCCUCCUGUGUUGGUUCCGUGUGUAUGUGUGUGAAUCUGUGUGUGUGUGUGCGUGCGUGUGUGUGUAGGAGUACUGCGCUGCCUACUACAUCACUGUCAUGUCAGAGGCCUCGUCAAACCUCGCCAAAUACGACGGAAUCAGGCACGAAGGCACACAACCACAUGAAUGCGUCGCAUGUGUGUGUGCGUGUGUGUGUAGGUAUGGCCUGCGCACGUCGAGUGAGGACCCCCGCGCCAAGCGCGUCAUGGUCGACUCGCGGGAGACAGGGUUCGGCCAGGAAGUCAAACAGAGAAUUCUCCUCGGUAUGUGUGUGUGUGCCGCUGGCUGCGUCAAGAUGCACCCAUGUGCUGGGCAUCUGCUGAUUUUCGUGCGUGUGUGCGUGCAGGCACGUUUGCCCUGUCUGCUGGCUACAGCGACGCCUACUACAAGAAGGCACAGAAGAUGAGAGCCGCUCUGGUCCGUUUCUUUACACACACAGACGAGCCCUCACUGCCGCACCCAUACAGAGGUGCUGUGAUGACCGACAUACAUUUGCAAAUGUGUGUGUGCAGGCCAGCAAUUUCGAGCGGGUGUUCGAGCUGGUGGACGCCCUCAUCCUGCCCACCGCACCAACCGUAUGUCUACGAACGACAAAGACAGCACAGCAGUCACAUUAGUGUCGUGUCUGCGCUCACUGCAGACGGCCUAUCGGCUUGGGCAGUUCAAAGAGAACAAAGUGGAGACCUACAUCGUAAGCCAACCAACCAGACCACCCCGCCGCCCAACAAUCGAUAGACCUCACUCACGGCCGUGUGUAUAUCCCUCUAUCGGUGUGUCUUGUCUAUCAGGACGAUCUGCUGACGGUGCCAGCGAGUUUGUCCGGCCUGCCCGCCCUGUCUGUGCCCUGCGGCAUAUCGGCCGAAGACCUCCCCAUAGGUACGUCACGUCAGGCGUCAUAGCACACACACAGAUGGAACCACUGUUCAUUUGUGCGUGUGUGUGCAGGCCUUCAGAUAGUGGGCAAGCCGCUGGACGAGCUCCGGCUGCUGCAAAUCGGUGACUACGUGUGUGCACUCACCUACCCUGUGGCGCUCAAAUGGAUGUCAUUCACCAUUCCCCUGUAUGGGUGUGUGCAGGUGCGGGCUACGACGAGGCGACGGGCUGGACAAGCCGGCUGCAGAAGAAGCUGCAGGCCAUCAAGGGGGAGAGGCAGGCUGGUGGGGGUGGGGAGGAGGAGACAGCAUCAGUGGACUGGACAAAGGCAUUCGAAGUUAUCGACGAAUGA
Molecule: messenger RNA, 3828 nt
Organism: Vitrella brassicaformis
Lineage: Eukaryota; Vitrellaceae
Source: the annotation of a GenBank genome assembly